AUGUCUGCUGCUGCAGCCGGCCAGCCUGCCACGUCUUCGCACCUCAGCAGCGACAAGCCCCAGCAGAGCUCAGACAACCUCAGACGGUCCAGCUCUUACGACACCUCAGGCAGUCCUUACGCGUCUAUUGACAUCGAGAGCGGUGUUACUAAAGGGAAGGGUAAGGAGGAAGAUCCACUAAUGUUCCAGAGUGGUCUCAAGACUGAGGAAGAGCUUGACGAGCUGCGGCGACGUAAGAAGGGCAGGAAGCUCGAGCGAUUCCAUCGUGAGCAAAAUGACCUUAUUGAAUCCCUGCUCAAAUCGAUGGACGAGCAUACUGAGGAGGCGAAGGAGGUAGAAGAGGCCGCACGCUUGCCGGUCAAAAUCGCCGUCUGGGCGAGUCUUCUGGCCAAUUUCGCGCUCUGUGUUCUGCAAUUGUAUGCCGCAAUCUCCUCCGGCUCAUUGUCAUUACUUGCGACGGGUAUUGAUUCCGUCUUCGACAUUGGCUCAAACGUUAUGCUUGUCUGGAUACAUAGAAAGGCUCACUCCCUUGACGUGAACAAAUGGCCUGUAGGUGGCUCUCGUCUUGAAACUAUAGGAAAUAUUGUCUACGGAUUCCUGAUGGGUUCGGUCAAUCUCGUCGUCAUCGUGGAAUCCAUGCAUUCCAUUAUUGAUCAUGGAUCCAAUGAGCUAAAAGAGUUCCAUAUCCCAUCCCUCAUCGCUGUUGGAGCUGCUCUGGGCGUGAAACUUCUGCUUUUCAUUUAUUGCUAUAGCAUAAGGAAGAACUCGAGUCAAGUUCACGUUCUCUGGGAAGACCACAGAAACGAUUUAUUUAUCAAUGGUUUUGGGUUGCUCAUGUCAGCUGGUGGGAGUAAAUGGCGAUGGUGGCUAGAUCCGGCGGGGGCAAUUAUCAUCGCUGCAGGGGUAAUCGCAUCGUGGUCAAGGACGAUUUAUAAACAGUUUGAGUUGCUUGCAGGGAAAAGCGCGCCGCACGAUUUUAUCAAGCUCUUAACCUACAAAGCAAUGACGUUCAGUGAAGUAAUAGAACAAAUUGACACCAUACGAGCAUAUCAUAGUGGCCCAGAGUACUUCGUCGAAAUCGACGUUGUGAUGCCUGCAGAAACACCGUUAUGGAAAGCACACGAUCUAAGUCAGCAACUGCAGGACAAAAUUGAAGUCCUUCCGAAUGUUGGACGAGCAUUCGUUCAUGUAGACCACGAAACGACACAUACACCGGAGCAUCGAAAAGUCAUAUAA
Molecule: messenger RNA, 1236 nt
Organism: Fomitiporia mediterranea MF3/22
Lineage: Eukaryota; Fungi; Basidiomycota; Agaricomycetes; Hymenochaetales; Hymenochaetaceae
Product: CDF manganese transporter
Exons: 13
Coding region: 1-1236 (411 amino acids)
Biological process (GO): transmembrane transport; monoatomic cation transport
Cellular component (GO): membrane
Molecular function (GO): monoatomic cation transmembrane transporter activity
Source: RefSeq, a predicted model, not a curated record